This is a messenger RNA of Cantharellus anzutake, 712 nucleotides long. RefSeq lists its product as uncharacterized. The record is from RefSeq and is a predicted model, not a curated record. Lineage: Eukaryota; Fungi; Basidiomycota; Agaricomycetes; Cantharellales; Hydnaceae. The coding region runs from base 113 to 712 and encodes 199 amino acids. The transcript is spliced from 5 exons.
CCGAAACGGAGCCGAAAACAAGGCAUAAAACAGAACGAGGACUAGGGCCACACUCUCCUCAGAGUCAAGUGCUUUCUUCGGUCUAAGCUCUUCACCGCUCUCCAACGCCACAAUGUUCUCCAAGCGCAUCGUCUCCCUCCUUCUCUUGGUUGUGUCCUUUGGCCUCUUCGCCUGUGCGAACCCCAUUGACAAACACGACGUCGUUGUGCGUGGUUUGGGCGACGUCACCAGCAACGAGGUCAAUGGUUUGACUCGUCGCACCCACUUCCCGGAGAAUCCUUGCAAUUGCGAACGGGACUUUGAGGAUGCCCUUAAUGCCCUCAACGAGGUGGUUGGCCCACUGAUUCUUCAGCUCGACGGCUAUAAUCCUCCUGGACCUAUUAUUGGGGAUAUUACUACCGCCAUUAGGGCUUCCGCUGAGCUCUGCGCCACAAUCAGGAUUCUUCCCAAUUGCACCAUCACGGUCAUCAUUUCAGCCUGCAUCGAUAUCAUUGUCAAUAUUAUUGUGGGAAUCUGCGUAGGCAUCCUCAAGUACCCUACCACCCUGGUUGUCAGCUUGGUCCUCCAACUCGACACUUGCAUCACCGCGUGGGUUAAGGUCAUCAUUAAGAUUGUUUGCCCCGCGAUCUUGGACCCACUCGUGGCGGCUCUCAAGCUUCGCCUCGACGCUGUCGGUAUCCUUGUUGCCCUUUUGGCUCUUCUUGGCCUUUAA